UUGUGCAUUGAAAAAAAAAAGUAAUUUUAUUUUAAAAUGUUGAGUUCGAACGUGUAAUUCGAUUGCCAGUGACAGUUCUAAGUUUAAAAAGUGAAUAAAAAUCGAACAAGUAAAAAUGGCGCGUUUUUUGACGUUUACUUAUUUGUUUUUUGUGAUGAUAAUUUACGUUAAAACGAGAAGUGUACAUAAAAGUAAUUCAGAAACUCCUGUAUUUGACGAAAAGAAUAAGGAUCAUUGGAAUAUGCAAGCACAAUGGAUAUUACAAACAAAGUUAUCCAAUCACUUAAACACGAAAGUAGCAAAGAACGUGAUCCUGUUUCUCGGAGACGGGAUGAGCAUUACCACCCUGGCUGCCACCAGGGUGUACCUGGGUCAGAAGUAUGGACACCUGGGUGAAGAACUUAAGCUGAGCUUCGAAGCUUUUCCUUAUACGGGUUUAUCUAAGACUUACUGCGUAGAUAGUAAUGUCGCUGAUUCUGCGUGUAGUGGCACUGCUUACCUCUCAGGGAUAAAGGCCAACAGUGGGACUGUGGGACUCAGUGCGGCUGUCAAACGUGGGGAUUGUAAGGGACAGAGAGAUGGCCUGCAUUCUGUUACUGGUCUUAUGGACUGGGCCCAAAAAGCUGGGAAAGGAACCGGCCUUGUAACCACAACGAGAGUGACACAUGCUACUCCAGCGGCAGCAUACGCUCACUCAGCAGACAGGAGAUGGGAGACUGAUAAUGAACUGCCGAAGAAAGGACUUCGUUGUGAGGAUAUCGCUACCCAGAUGGUGAAGGGACAAGUUGGCAGUAAAAUUGAUGUCAUACUAGGAGGAGGGCGCAGAAACUUCUUCCCCAAAACUCAGACUGAUCCUGAAGGGUACCGUGGCUGCAGAAGUGAUGGCGUAGACCUCAUAAGAGAGUGGAAGAAACGAAAGGAAGCCCUGGGAGUCUUUCCUAGAUUUGUGUACAAUAAAGAAGGACUCUUGAACUUAGAUGAUUCCCUAUAUCAUAGUGUUUUAGGCCUAUUUUCCCCUGACCAUAUGCCCUAUCAUUUGGAAGCGGGCGAUGAUGACCCAACUCUAACUGAAAUGACUCAGAAAGCUAUACUAAUGCUGAAGAAGAAGAAGAAUGGGUUUUUCUUGUUUGUUGAAGGAGGAAGAAUAGACACAGCUCACCAUGAGACUAAAGCACGUAAAGCGCUAGAUGAGACCGCUGAAUUUGCUAAAGCGGUUGAAGCGGCUUUAAGACUAGUGGACUUACAGGAGACGCUAGUCGUAGUAACUUCUGACCAUAGCCAUACUAUGACGUAUAGUGGGUAUAGUAAGAGAGGUUCUGACAUUUUAGGACUGGUUAAUAGGAAUAAUGCAUCGGAUAAUUUGCCGUAUGCUACCCUGAGUUAUGCCAAUGGACCAGGAUACAAGGAGGCUGGCAGGUUCCACCGGUACAAUCUAGCGAAGGAUGACUUCAAUGACGUAAACUACACAUACCCGUCUUUAGUGCCGAUAAAUCGGGAGACUCAUGGAGGAGAAGAUGUUGCAGUCUUCGCAAGAGGACCCUGGUCACAUCUUUUUACAGGCAGUUUUGAGCAAAAUUUUCUACCUCAUGCCAUAGCAUACGCCUCAUGUAUAGGCCCUGGACUCACUACCUGUAAAUCAAAAUCUAGAUCACCGUAAAUAUUAAAUUUUUUUAGUAAAAUUCCCAGCCCCGAACUCGGAACAAUGUUGAAGUUUUUCCGAGUUUGGGUGUCGUUCCACCUAAUUUUUCUUACUUUGGGUGUAACGUUUCCGACUUUGGGUAUAAUGUUUGGGUAUGUUAUACCCAAACUCGGAAUUAUUUUGUUGUUGUUUGUAGGAUAUUUGUGCUAAAAGAUAAAUUUUCUUAUUAUGAUGCUGGAUCAUUAUUAUCGACUAUUAUUAUUUGUAUGAUGAUAUAUUGUUUCAAGACGUUUUUAAUUUUUGACCUAUUGUGACAUUAAUUAUGUUCAGGUUAACGACAUUUUAUCUGAACAUUUUAGUAGUCUAAGGUUGAUGCUGAAUAUUAAUCAGUUGACCUUAUUAAGAUUCAGUGCGUUUGAGGCGUUUAAGCUAAUGAGUGGAACAAUUGCAACAAACUUUUCAAGCACCCAUUAUGGAUACUUUCUAGACUUCAUUAUGGAUUUAUAAAUCUUACUAUCUGAUUUUACUCUCAGCCUAAAUGGACUAUUAUAAUAAAAGGUUCUUGUUAAUCACCCAUCUUUAAAUCGACCUUGGUCAGCAUGGCUUAACAUAAAAUGCGGUUGGGCCGCACUGUAAUUUACUCACAAGUCUAUCUUUUAAUGAUAUCUAAAGUUCGAAUAAGACUAUUAAUGAACGAAGCAAUUUAUUUCUUUCCUUUUAAAAUACAAUUUUCCGGUUUUCCCUACUUUUUAGUAGACACUUCCUCAGACCGACCGCUACCAAUCAUUCUGAAGAAAAAAAUGUAAAGGAAUUUAAUCCUUAUUAUUUGAUUAUGCUAAUGCGAUUUCUCGCAAUUUUAGAAUACAUUUUUCGAUUAAAUUCAAGCAAUUUUGAACUUUAUCAACAAAUUAUUACAGAGCCUUAUCGCAAAACGUAUCUGAUUUAUAUAAUAUUUACAUUCAAAAUAGAGCUUUAUUUAAUUUCUAUUGUGGUUUGAAAUCGUUUGCUUUAGGUGUAUUG
Spodoptera litura is the source of this 2659-nucleotide messenger RNA. RefSeq names its product alkaline phosphatase, tissue-nonspecific isozyme. Gene Ontology annotation, biological process: dephosphorylation. The record is from RefSeq and is a predicted model, not a curated record. Lineage: Eukaryota; Metazoa; Arthropoda; Insecta; Lepidoptera; Noctuidae. Gene Ontology annotation, molecular function: alkaline phosphatase activity.